Heteronotia binoei (common prickly gecko) is the source of this 939-nucleotide messenger RNA. Its product is annotated as olfactory receptor 13G1-like. The transcript has a single exon. NCBI's taxonomy places the organism in Eukaryota, Metazoa, Chordata, Lepidosauria, Squamata, Gekkonidae. Gene Ontology annotation, molecular function: olfactory receptor activity; G protein-coupled receptor activity. Gene Ontology annotation, cellular component: membrane. Gene Ontology annotation, biological process: G protein-coupled receptor signaling pathway. The record is from RefSeq and is a predicted model, not a curated record.
AUGAAGGACAUUUCUAACAUUCAAGAGUUCAUUCUGGUAGGACUUUCCAGUUCUCCCGAAUAUAACAUCUUCAUCUUGGGAGCAUUUUCCUUCCUUUAUGCAGCUGCUAUGGCAGGCAACAUUCUUAUCAUCCUUGCCAUCAGCAUCUGUAGCAAACUCCACACACCCAUGUACUUCCUGCUCAUCAAUUUGUCCAUAAUAAAUGUGUGUUCUAUUUCUACUACUGUUCCCAAAAUGCUACAAACUAUUUUUACUCAGAGGAAGACUAUCACCCUUUCAGGCUGCAUUGCACAGGAAUAUCUCUUCAUCUGGGCCCUGGGGACUGAGCUCCUGCUGCUUGCAUUUAUGGCUUUUGAUCGCUAUGCUGCUAUCUGCCAGCCUUUGCGCUACACAGUCAUCAUGAAGAAAGAUAUUUGCAUUGGAGUGAUGACUGGACUGUGGCUUUUUGGUGCAAUCAAUUCUUCAGUUCAUACAGGGCUUCUGCUCCAGCUGUCUUUUUGUGACUCCAACAUCAUCAACCACUAUUUCUGUGAGCUACCACCAAUGUUCAAGAUUUCUUGCUCAGACACUAGCUUGAAUGAAAUUAUGGUUUUUGCAUCUGCUGUGAUCAUUGCAGUUGGUAGCUGUGGGCUGACUCUAACUUCAUAUUGGUUUAUCCUGAGAGCCAUCAUUAGAAUCCGUUAAACUGAAGGAAAGAAGAAAGCCUUCUCAACAUGCUCUUCUCAUCUCUUGGUUGUCACUAUUUACUAUUCCACCAUCAUCUACACUUUUCUCCGGCCUGCCUCAGCCUAUUCCCUUGAAGAAGACAAAGUGAUAGCAAUCCUUUACUCUGUAGUUACCCCUGUUCUUAACCCACUCAUAUAUUCUUUGAGAAAUGCUGAUGUGAAAGAGGCUCUCAUCAAAUUCAUAGACCAAUAUUGGAUCUUCAAGAAAAAUUAA